Molecule: messenger RNA, 2920 nt
Organism: Aspergillus ibericus CBS 121593
Lineage: Eukaryota; Fungi; Ascomycota; Eurotiomycetes; Eurotiales; Aspergillaceae
Exons: 7
Coding region: 358-2550 (730 amino acids)
Biological process (GO): regulation of transcription by RNA polymerase II; DNA-templated transcription
Cellular component (GO): chromatin
Molecular function (GO): DNA-binding transcription factor activity, RNA polymerase II-specific; zinc ion binding; RNA polymerase II cis-regulatory region sequence-specific DNA binding
Source: RefSeq, a predicted model, not a curated record
UCAGCUGCGCGGUAGGCUGCGCGAUAAACUGCGGGAUUGGACGAAGGGCAGCAUUUGAACAUGGUAGGAAACUAAAACUGUAUCUAGCGCCCGAAUGCUCUCUAUUGCCCUGUCCAGGGUCGUUAGAUCUAACGGAAGAUGAAGAUGAGGAAAAGAGGGGAAGCCGGUGGGACGGCGGGACCACCUUCGCGGGACCCCAGGCACCGGCGGGACCAACAACCAGCUCAACAAUCAUCUCUAUCAGUCUAUCGAUCAGCUCAACGUGUCCACGCAGGAUCGCACUGUAUCCAUUCCUACACCGUGCCAAUAUCGCCGAGCAUCGGGAUACUUCGGAUCCAAAGCUGAUCUGUCAACCUGAUGCCACCGACUCGAGAUCGCAGCACAAAGGAACGACGUUGUCCCUGGUGCUCUCAGUCGUUUGCUAAAGAGGAUCACCUUUCUCGACAUAUCAGAACUCACACAAAGGAAAAGCCAUUUACCUGUUCCGCAUGUGGCAAAGCAUUCAGUCGCUAUGAUUCCCUCCUACGACAUGCGCGUAAUCAUGGGGAAAGUCAUAUGAAGCAGCCAAUGCUCACACGCUCUGUAGCUCAAAGCAUUGACUGCACAGGGUCCGAUUUGCAUGGUAUCAUUGCUUCGAAUUUACUGCAGACACCCGUGACAUUGAAUACGCCAUCUGGUGCAUCAAGUGAUCGGCCAGAUGUACCAAGGCUGGAACUGUCCCCAUACGAGACCAACGCCCUUCUAUUGAUGACCGACAAGGCACGUGCGAGGUCUCCAAUUUCGGAUAAUCUGACCCAUAUAGACACCUCGGUCAAUGAGGUAGAUAAAAUCCUCCAAGAGCACAGCUCUGGCUGGACACUGGACCUUGCCGCGCAGAUUCCAACCUGGCUGGUCACUGAUGAUUUUGACCUUGACGCGCUCAAUGCAUCCAUUCAUGCAUCGGCCAACCCACCAGAGCCGCUGUCCCCAGCUAUUGACCCUGCGAGUAUCACCCAACAGACAUGUGAAGAUGCAUUGCCGCCCCUAGAGCGAUUCGAGGACCUCGUCCGCCGUCACUGGUUCACACACUUUGAGCAAGCCAACACCGGCCAUGCCACUCCCGAUAGAUUGGAAUUGACGUAUGUGGAUGAGCGAUACCGACAGAAAUUGACCGAGCAUGUCCAAUAUCGGAUUCCAACGGACCCGUUGCCAUCAACAGACUUUUUAAACAUGUGCAUCCAAAUGUAUUUUGCCAGAUUUAAUCCAGUCUUCCCUGUUGUGCAUGCUCCGACUUUUCGCCCAUCAACUCAGAACUCGUUGCUGUUGUUAUCAAUCUGCUCGAUCGGAAGUCUUUUCCUGGGGUCAAAACAGGGAGCUUCGCAUGGUGCCCAGAUGUUCGACACACUCAACAAGGCGACACUUGCAUCGUGGGAGAAAUACAUGACGAAACAAAAGGCCGAGAUCCGAUCAAUGACCCAGGCAUCCAUGAUUGGCCAAAUAUUUGCGUAUCUCACUGGACGUCCUAGAGAGCUCUUGUUGGUCCAGACAUUUCACGGAACGAUAAUCACGUGGGCCAGAAGGAAUAGUAUGCUUCGCAAUCACCAGACGACCGAUCAGAUCGAACUGGAAAUUGCACGCGACCCAAAAAAGGCAUGGUUGUCUUGGGUUGCACGAGAAGAGCAAAACAGGCUCGUCGCGGGGCUGUCUAUCUUGGACAGCGAAUUCGCGGAAAUUUUCCUGGCAGAGCCAUUCAUGCGGCGACGGUCAUGGAUGUCCUCGAUCUGCGAUAAUGAACUGUGGAUGGCCACAACAGUAGAAGAUUGGUGUCGCCUUAUCCGACAGCAGGAUUCCCGUACGCGCCGGAAAAGCACGCCAAACAAAUUCAGGGAAUAUAUUGAACUAGAGCGGAUUGCGGCAUCUAUUCGGGAUGCCCGGACAUGUGACAACUGGGCAUCUGCAUCGCCACCAUUGCGGGCUGCCCUCGAGUUCCACUAUAGCAACUUCCAGAGUCAUACGUCGGAUGGACCCGAUAUCCUCUGUCUGAAGGCCUUGUGGCAUACUGCAUUCUUGACCUGCUUGGUAGAUUUUGAUCGCCUAGAAGUCGUAGUUGGACGGGAAGGUUACCUGGAGUCACAAAGGGAACUGCCUUUUGUGCAGACAUGGGCGGAUUCACGAGAUGGCUGUCGGUGUGCUCUUCAUGCAGCGUUGAUCCUUCGCUGCUUAGAGAGCUUGCCUAGAGGGAACGUGCCACCGAUUCAUGCGCCGCGAGUCUUAUACCGAGCUACAUUGGUCUGGUACUGCUAUCUCCAGUUUAGUGCGACAUCCGAUCAGGCGAAUCAAGCGCCCCUCGACUUCCCCGAACUCAAAAAUGCAGGUAUCGACUGUGAAAGGCUGCUCGCGGAGAUGAAUGACUUUCGGUCAGUGCGACCCAAGCCCCUGCAGUCCAGCAUCCUCAGUCGAUGUGUUGAUUUGUUGAGAAACCUUGGACCCUGGGGUCUUGGGCGACAACUGGCUGCCAUGUGGGAGGCAAUUUUGUACCAACUGCCACAGCUGAAUGGGGGAUCAACUUGAUACUCCAUGGAACCUGCUGGCAUCGUCCAUUAGAGUGCUUUGGGCCUAGCGCUGUGAGUCCUCGACAGGGAGGCUGCUGCCAUCCGCACUCACGCAACCUGCGCUGUACCUUCUGCAUUUGGCAGCGCAGGUUUCUGUCAACUAUACCUAAGGAAACCACCUAUGAAGUAUCUGAAAGUAACCAAACAGACGAGAGGCUUGCAGUGUACCCAACCGGAAAGUGUUUUGCCGAUCUUGCUAGGUGCUACGAUGUGCCCGAUCUCAGACUAAGGCUCACAGACAUCCGGCAUCGUUCGACAUCGUCUAGGCCUGAGCCCGUGUGGCUUGGCGCGGUGUUGUGGCAUAUCCGUGUAAUAGGGGCGGCUGCCUC